Messenger RNA from Lytechinus pictus (painted urchin), 627 nucleotides. RefSeq lists its product as uncharacterized. The record is from RefSeq and is a predicted model, not a curated record. The transcript has 8 exons. Bases 190 to 627 code for a protein of 145 amino acids. NCBI's taxonomy places the organism in Eukaryota, Metazoa, Echinodermata, Echinoidea, Temnopleuroida, Toxopneustidae.
GAUUUACAACAAGGAGGUAGAGCAGGGGUUUCUGAUCUAGAGGACCCGGGUUCGAUCCCAACUUGGUGCGCUACUGCCCGUUGGUGAGACAUUCAUCCUCAUUACAAGGUUCUUCGGAAAGGACCUUAAGCCGUCCGUCCUCUUGUUGCUUACAACUUAUACUUUCUCAGCAUUCAGGUUAAAGAGACGAUGGGACAAAGGACAUCAGCUCAUCAACAGGAAGAAAUGUCUGGUUCAUCCCAGUUGGAAGAGGUAAUGAAAUCCCUCGAGCAAUUGACGGAAACGGCCGGUCCAUCAAAGGUUAAAGAGACGAUGAGACAAAGGACAUCACUGCAUCAACAGAAAGAAAUGUCUGGUUCAUCCCAGUUGGAAGAGGUAAUGAAAUCCCUCGAGCAAUUGACGGAAAUGACCGGUCCAUCAAAGGUUAAAGAGACGAUGAGACAAAGGACAUCACUGCAUCAACAGAAAGAAAUGUCUGGUUCAUCCCAGUUGGAAGAGGUAAUGAAAUCCCUCGAGCAAUUGACGGAAAUGACCGGUCCAUCAAAGGUUAAAGAGACGAUGAGACAAAGGACAUCACUGCAUCAACAGAAAGAAAUGUCUGGUUCAUCCCAGGUUUGUGUUUGUUAA